Funneliformis mosseae is the source of this 4236-nucleotide messenger RNA. NCBI's taxonomy places the organism in Eukaryota, Fungi, Glomeromycota, Glomeromycetes, Glomerales, Glomeraceae. The record is from the annotation of a GenBank genome assembly.
AUGGCUACAGUAAUAAAUUAUAAUAAGGAAGAAGAUAUUGAAAUAUUAGAAAUUAAUGAUGAUGAUAAUUCACAGAAUGAUGUUGAAUUACUUAAGGAAAAACAGAAGAAUACCAAUUCAACAAGUCCUAAUUCACAAAAUGUAACACCUGAAAAUUUAAGUGAUGGUAGUCAAGAUUCUGUUAAUGACAUUCGGGAAAAUUCUUGCAAUUCAAUGAAAAAUGAAUCAAGUCAUAAACAAUCUAUGCAGCAACAAAUUCAUGAUAAUGGUAUAACAUUUGAAACCAAUAAUCAUCGUGGAAAGAUGGAACUAUCAAACCUUCAGCCUGAUGGUAAUUUGUCAGGACAAACGACUGAAUCUUUAAAUGGUCUUAAAAAAAUCUCUACAGAAAAAAAAGAUUCAAAUCGGAAUAGUAAUAAUAAUGGACAAAAUAAUGGUGUAGUUAAUUCUUUAUCAAGUAAUUUACGGAAUAAUAUUUCCGGAACGGGAACUUUAAACGGACAACGUUCUAACAAUUUGACCUCAUCACAACAUCAAACAAUGCUUGCGACUCACUCAAUUUGUGAGCAAGAAGGGCAAGUUAAGAUGAUGAAAUUAGCUGGUCUAACGGUGCUUAUGCAUAGGAAAAAGGGCGAGAUAAUAUAUAGGCUAGCUGACAAUAUGUCGGUUAAUUCUUUAUCUGAUACACAAAGAGAAGCAUUACUGAAGGAAAUAAAAACUUUGCACGAUUCAAAUGCGAUUGUAACUCAAUCAAUGUCACAGUCCAUCCAGAAUCAAGAAACUUCCAUGACCUCAUCAGCGAACGAUACUUCAGCGAAUGUUUCAAAGUCACCGCCAUCCACAUCCUCACUUGUAGAUCGAUCAUCCAUAAUUGAAAAUGACAUUUGUCCACAGACUCCGAUAUCUUCAAUGAGAUCACGACCUUCAUUGGCACCCGCAUCACAGUCAAUACGACCUUCGUCUGUUCUUCAGGAACCAUGUUCAACGGUUGCUCGAACGAAACUUAAAACAGUUCCAAUAUCAACAUCAACAACAUCAAUAGCGGCAACCAAAUCAAUAAAUAAUACGACGACAUCAAAUUCGCAAGCAACAUCCAAGCAAUUGUACAUACCAUUAGCAGCACGUCCUCCCUUAGUUCCCGAAACGAAUUCAUUUGACCAAACAUUAGACCGAUCAAUUUCUCUUAAUAUGACUUCACAGACAUUAUAUCAUUCAUCUUCAUUGUUUACACCAGACGAUACAUUUUAUCCCGAUGGAUCUUCAAGGUCCACAAGGAGGUACACCAAAACAGGACGAUAUGCCAAAAAACGAAGUAUGGAUGAGACAGAUUCUCAGUUCACACAAGAAUAUUCAACACAAUACCAACACAUACCGACAAGUACAAUACCAAUGAGCACUCAGAUGAACAGUCAGACGAGUACACAUCCGUCCCAGUCCUCUCAACCUAUUCAACCCACCUAUUAUACUAGUACGACACCGACUACUCGUCCGAUAGUACAGUAUUAUUCUGCGACACCCCAAUCUCGUCCGUCCAUAUCACGUGGGGUAAAGAGACCAUUUCAGUCAACAGGAACUCAAAGAACAACAGAAGAAAUUAAUCAUCAUCUAGAUAUCGUACAAAGAUUUGAAGCGGCAACAAAAUCAGAUCAGAUCGCAGUAUUGCAACCUGAUUACAAGACUCCAUUCCGAUCUUUUCAAGAUGCGGUUGCAAGACUUUUACCGUAUCAUGUUUUUGAAUAUCCUGACGAAGACAUGAAAGGAAAUGAUCAAAUUUCAGAUUUAGAUGCUACCAAAAAUGCAUUAAGAUUUUACAAAAGACGAAAAAUAAUUUUCGAUAAGUAUACCGAUCUUUUGAAGAAAGAAGCAGAGCAAUUAUGCCCGACUACUUACACGAACCUUUGUGAGAAAUUGAUUGUUGAGGACGAAAAGACGGAAAAUAUGAUGUUGAAAGAAGAAUGUCGUCGAUUAAGUGAACAAAUAAGAUCAAGAUCACAACUAUUGAUACGUUCAAAGACAAAAAAAAGAUCUAUUCCAGGCUCAAAUUUUAGUUGUGACUUUUCAACCGACGUUUAUAGUUAUAGUGACCGUGAUAUUUCUGUUUCUACAAUGGCUCAAUUUAUGGGUUGGACGAGUAGUAUAGACGACGAUAAUACGGGGUUUGAUCAAGCUUUUGGUGGAUUCGGGGUUGGAAUGGGUAAUUUUGGGGAAAGGUUAAGUGUAAGCUUACCGAAAUAUAUUGAAGGAGCUGUUGAAGUAGGAAAGAUAAUAAACCAUACGGUAAUAGCCGUUUUAACUGGUAACAUUGCUUUUCUUGUUGAAGAUAUUGUUACUUAUGCCGGAGCUGCUAGGCAUUGUAAAGCUGAAUGUAAAAGGCUCGGUGAACAGUUCAAAAUAGCUCGUGACUCGGCAAAAGAUUUACUGGAUAAGUUGGCGGAGAAUCCAAAAGAGAUUGAAGAUAAAAGUUUUGCCACCGCUUUAAAAGCUUUCGCCAUUGUAUUAGAGGAUGGUAGGGCCGUGGUUAAACAACACGCGGAAGCGAAAUAUGGAUUAAAAAUUUUUUACGCAAAGAAAUUUGCAGCAGAAUUUCAAGAUAUAGAGGAAAGGUUAGAUCAAUCUUGUAAUAGGCUUAAUUUUGCGAUUAAUAUUCGACAUUUUGUUGAUUCUCAAGAAUUGGAGGAAACUCAUAGAAAUUGGCACGAAGAAGAUAAGAUUGCCUUUGCCCAAUUAAAUAAUAUGGUAAAAGAAUCCUUGGAAGAAAUUCGUGGUUAUAAACAAUAUAAAAACGCACCAUCACAACUAGUACUUUUAGGUUCUAGGAUAAAUUCCACCGAAUUAUCCGAUCUCGAACGAUAUAAAACUGAUAGGUUAUUUACUGCGAUUCAUCAUACCGUGGACGAAAAUCGAAAUCCAAAAGAUACUAAAGUUGUUAUUAAAGUAACGAUGGCAAAAGAAUCCGUUCCCGAACAAGUUUCACAAUUCGCUUUGGAAGUAGCUUAUUUACAAAAGUUAGCCCCGUCUCCAAAUAUUAUUGAUCUAAUUGGUAUCACCCCACUUCGAGGUAAUUUGGCCUUAGUCUUAGGUUAUUGCGAACAUGGAGAUUUGCAAAGUUUUAUCGCAUCCGGUCAUUUAAAAGGUGAUUGGGGAAAGAAACGAAGUAUAGCUUUGGGUAUGGUUCAAGGUAUUGCAUUCCUUCAUAGAGCUGGAAUUUUGCAUAAAUAUAUAAAUAGUGCAAAUGUCCUCCUGGAUGGUUAUUUCCGAGCUAAAAUAACGAACUUCAGAAAAUCACGUUGGAUUAAUAAAGUAAGUUUGGGAGUGAUUGAUUCCUUUGAAGAACAAAUUCGUUGGACAGCUCCGGAAAGGCUUGGUGACGAUGUGGCAACCUUUACAGAGGAAUGUGACAUAUAUUCAUUCGGAAUUGUGUUUUACGAAAUUGUAUCCGAAAAAUUCCCUUGGCAUGAAUUACAAUUGUAUGAAGUAUAUAAUGCAAGAAAAUGUGAAGCAAAGGAAUUGCAAUUACCACCAAAUAUACCAACUUCGAUUUCAAGCAUCUUUACCAAUUGUACAAGUAUAAUUCCAAAACGUAGAUUUAAAACGACAGAAAUAAUUGAUCAUCUUGAGGCAAUUAGACCUGAAGAUUUGGAAAAUGCGUCUAUAAAUUUACCUGGUGAUAACUUAACAGUUAAUUACUUGUCAACUAGUAACGGAAAUAAACAUCUAGGAAUUGAUGAACGUCUUACUAUUUCUGAUGUUUCCGAAGAAGAUGAUGGACGAGAAGAGAUAUUAGAAAGAGCAAAGAACUUUCAUAAAUAUGGUCAUUUUAUAGAAGCAAGAAGAGAAUUUGAAAAAAUAGAUGAUCAUCCUCACGCUUCGUUUAGAUUAGGGUAUUAUUACUUUUUUGGUAAGGGAGUUCAAGAAGAUAUUCCGAAAUCAAUUAAAUAUUAUGAAAAAGCGAUAGAAGGCGGGGAUGGGGAUGCGAUGGAUAUGUUUGGAUACCUGUGUUUAACGGGGAAAGGAAUUUCUAAAGAUAAAGUUAAAGCUGUGGAAUAUUUUCAGAAAGCAGUUGAUAAAGGAAUCCCUACUGGAAUGUACCAUUUAGGAUUUUGUUAUUUUAAAGGUUUGGGAGGGUUGAAAAAGGAUGUUGAAGAAUCUAAAAGGUUAAUGAGGAAAGCAGCGAAUAUGGGUAAUGAUGACGCUCUUAGGUUUAUUCAACAAAAAUGGGACACGCAAAAUGCUUAA